This is a messenger RNA of Paramecium primaurelia, 1294 nucleotides long. The record is from the annotation of a GenBank genome assembly. NCBI's taxonomy places the organism in Eukaryota, Ciliophora, Oligohymenophorea, Peniculida, Parameciidae.
AUGUAUUAUAGUAAUCCUUAAUUAUAAAUUAAGACAGCACUUGCUAAUUCUCAAAAGGAUAAAAUUAGUCUAAAUAAAAAUAAAGGAUAACAUGAUCAUUUGAAAUAGACAAUUGUAUAUUUUAAUGGACUUAAAUCUAUACAAUAUAUUGGCAAUAAUGAUAUUCCUGAGAUUGAUGAAAAUAACAUUUUAGUUGCAGAAUCAGAAAUCCUUGUUGCAAAUAGGAGAAUUGAAUUGAAUUAAACCCCUAAAAUUGAAGGAAUGCUUCUUAAGAAAAGUCCAUAUUAAAUCUAAGGAUGGUAAUAGAGAUGGGCUUAAUGUUCGGAUAAUCGCUUAGUAUAUUACCUGCCAGAAAAUAGGAAUACACCUUUUGGAAUUAUAGAUUUUAAUAUUAUGACAUAUUCCUUAUAGGAAAUAAUAGAUUAACACGGUAAUAUAAUUGAAUUUGUGUAUUAAUUUUUAAUCUAUUUAAAGAUUAGUACCGAAUGGAUCUACAAAAAACUUUAUAUUUAAAGCAUAAAAUCCUUUGGAUACAUAGAAAUGGCUAAAUGCUGUAAAGGAAAGCUAGAAAAAUUCUGAAGGGGCCAAAAAGAUACUCAAUAGUUUGAAUAGAUAUCCUAAGUUUUGGAAAGUAUUUCUUAUAUAUAAAUUUAGACAGAUAGAAUAUCUAAUGAAUAAUUAAUGAAAAUAGGAGAGAGUGGUGACAUACUCCUUUUUAGAGGAAUUGGAAUUAAUUGUGAAAUUUAACGAAAACUUACUGGUUCUGAUUAUGAUCAUGCAGCAGUUUUAUUAAGACAACCAUCAGGGUCCUUAUAUAUGCUAGAAGCAACUGGAUAUUUUGGAGUAGGAUUAUGUUCUUGGAGUAUUUAGAUUAUUAAUUAUUAUAGAGGAUCUGAUUAAUAAUAGAUGGUUUUAGUUAUAUGAAAAGAUAAUAGUAAGAAGAUUAGAAAUUGAUAGAGAUUUUUAAUUUUUAAGAAAUUUUUAAGAAUUUGUGAAUGAGAAUAUGGGUUAAAAAUAUUAACUUACUCCUAUCAAAUAGGUUAGAAUAGCAUCUACUAAUUAAGAAAUAAAUAAUUAAAUAAAUAGAGUAAUUUUAAUAUCUAUAUAAAAGGAAGAAAGAACAAUAUUUUGUUCUGCAAUGAUUGCUGCUCUUUAUAAAAAGUUAGGAAUCUUAGAUUAGAAAAAAUCUACAGCAUUAUAUUGGCCUGGAAGUUUCUAAUCUAAGAAUAGAGAACUUCAAAUGUUAAAAGGGAGUUUGUAUCCUGAAUAAUUGAUUGAUUUUAGUGAUAUAUGA